Molecule: messenger RNA, 405 nt
Organism: Phasianus colchicus (ring-necked pheasant)
Lineage: Eukaryota; Metazoa; Chordata; Aves; Galliformes; Phasianidae
Source: RefSeq, a predicted model, not a curated record
CCCCCCGGGGCGCUGUCGCGACUGAGCGCGGACCUGCAGCGAUACCAGCGGCACCUGGAAUGGCUGCGGAGGGCCGGGCCGGCAUUGCGCCCCCUGGAGGCCGAACUGGGAGCGCUGCACGCCAGGCUGGAACGGCUGCUGCGCCGCCUCGACCACCUGCUGUCCCGGCUGAGCCUGAGCCGCCCCAACGACCCCCACCCGCCUCUGCCCCCCCCCGGAUCGCCAUGGGCGGCCGUGCAGGCGGCGCACGCGGUGCUCCGAGGGCUGCACCUCCAUUUGGACUGGGCUUCCCGUGCCCUCGUGCUGCUCCGGAACCGCCUCUGACCCCUGGGGUCACGUGACGGUGGGCACGGCGCGGUCACGUGACACGGCGCGGUCACGUGAUGCCGGAAACGCGUGGCCCCG